Thlaspi arvense is the source of this 267-nucleotide messenger RNA. NCBI's taxonomy places the organism in Eukaryota, Viridiplantae, Streptophyta, Magnoliopsida, Brassicales, Brassicaceae. The record is from the annotation of a GenBank genome assembly.
GAUGGGAAAGGUCAGAAUAGGAUAAAACAAUCAGGGGGUGAGGACAGAGCUCUUGGUGUUGGCUUCAAGAUGGUGUAUUUCUACCACUAUAUGAUGAUUGACACGGGGGUUGAAAGUGGUGUUGUGGUGUAUGCGCAUGUCCAAAGGCAAAGGGCUGAGGUGCAUCAGUUCAACACAUGGGAAGGCUAUGUAGAUUGGAGGAACAGGCCAGCUCUGAAAGGCCGUCACGGUGGUAUGCUGGCUGCCUCCUAUGUCCUCGGUCAGUAA